AUGCCGAAUCAACAACUGUCCCGGCUCAUUUCAUUGCAGCAAGAUGAUUUAUACCUUCUGGACCUCAACAAAACAACAUCGGUGAAGCUCAACUUGCCCUUUACAUUACCCCCGACCGAACCGGUCUGUAGUCUUCAUUGCCGUGGAAUCAUGUGUCUCACACUUGAAGGCAUUAAUGACCUAGCCAUUUGGAACCCGGGUUCAAAAGAAUUCAAGAGAAUACUGAUGCUUAAACCGGGUCAAACCACAAAUACUAUGGGAUUCGGCUAUGACCAAGUCUCUGAUGAUUAUAAGAUCGUGACUAUAAUUGAUCGCAAAACCUUUAUCUACCCUUUCAAAAAAACAAUCUUGAGAGAAAGCGUGCCACGAGAUACUUCUCUUGAUUGCAAAUUUAAAAACCCGACCGGUACAGUUGAGGACCAUUGUGUAUUGGAUAGCAGACCGGUCACACAUCAACAACCCUCGUACGGAAAACACCAUCCUAUGUUUGAUUUUGUCAACGAAGAGUACAAAGCUUUUUUAUUUUUAAAAAUUGGCUUUAUGACUAAACAUCUUACAGAAUUUAAAAGCUUUGAAGUUGUGUUUGCGUGCAUUGCAAGAAACAAUGAAGUCUUCAUAGUGGUGACAUAUACAAGAAAUGGAGACGAGAAGGUUAUGGCGUACAAUAAGACUCGAGAGAUGUUCACUAAAGUUCCAUUUGGUAGUUCUCUGAAAGGGUUUAGAUGUAUGAAUGAUUAUAUAUGUCAGUCAAGGACGUCUCAAAUUUAA
Molecule: messenger RNA, 768 nt
Organism: Brassica oleracea var. oleracea
Lineage: Eukaryota; Viridiplantae; Streptophyta; Magnoliopsida; Brassicales; Brassicaceae
Product: putative F-box protein At3g16210
Source: RefSeq, a predicted model, not a curated record